AUGGCAGUUGCGCCGCGCUCCACGGAAAAGCACCGUGAAGCAGCACAUAUGGUGCAGACAGGGAUGGCUGCGCCCUAUGGUGGGGGUGUCUUCCCUCCUCCGGUAAACGGGGUCGCGGGUGUCGUGGGGGCGGCCGGUGCAGCCGGUGACGUUAAGCCACCGCCACCAGUGACGGUGAAGGAGGAGAACGCCGGUGCGCCCCAGCAACCACCCCCGACUGGCGGGCCCCAGGUGCCGCCUGCGGCGGGCGCACCCCAUCCCGCCGCCCCCGGUGCGCCGACCGCGGCCAGCUUCAGUCCGCCUCCGCCACCGAACGGGGUCGAUCAACAGGCCAUCUCGGAGGUGUUCCAGGCUGCAGUGGUGGCAGCGGCGGCUGCAGCAGCGGGUGGUGGCGGCCAGCAACCCGCACCGACACCAGGCGGUGGCAGUGAGACCAACCCCGAAGGCGGAGUGGAGGCUGCUGCGUUGGUACCUGUCACCUCGGGCGCGACGACACCCGCGACAGCGACACAAGGCACCGACCUCAAAGGUCAACCAAAACGUUUGCACGUCAGCAACAUACCUUUUCGCUUCCGAGACCCUGACCUCAGGGCAAUGUUCGGGCAAUUUGGGCCAAUCCUUGACGUGGAAAUUAUAUUUAACGAAAGGGGAAGCAAGGGAUUCGGUUUUGUAACAUUCGCAAAUAGUGCUGACGCGGACCGGGCACGUGAGAGGCUACACGGCACCGUGGUUGAGGGCAGAAAGAUUGAGGUGAACAACGCAACGGCGAGGGUACAGACGAAAAAACCGCCGACGAUGCCGAACGUGUGCGUACAGUGGCCCGAGGCUGCGGCGCUUAGAGGAGUCGCCAUACAACGCGGCCGAGUUGGAGCGGCGAGGACGACUUUUCCAACCAGCGCGGCCGCCCUAGCGCUGGCCAGGAAUCCGGGGCCACUUGCAGCUGCAGCUGCGGCCACGGCCCUGCACCCCUUCGCACCCGCUGUUUACUACGACCCCUUCCUCGCGGCUCACGCAGCGACGCAGGAUCCCAACUACAGGUUGCAGGCCGCGGCAGCCGCAGCCGCAGCUUCACCAUUGUUGAAGACACCACUAUCAACGGCACAGCAGGCUACGUACGCAGCUGCAGCAACCUACACGGCGGUGGCUGCGCGCGCAUACGGCGCAGCUGCAGCUGCGGCACAACCGGUCGCAGGAUAUGCCGCAGUCGCGGGCUACGGGCGUGAAUACGCCGAUCCCUACCUCGGACAUGGCAUCGGACCUGUGGCGGGUUACGGGGCAACGGUAUACCGAGGUGGCUACAACAGGUUUACGCCAUACUAAAUGGAUCGUUAGUAGCAAGAGCUCGAGAGCCUUCCAAGUUAUACUCAGCAGAACAUGACCAGACGCAAGUCGACACAAUCAUCAUUGUCAUUUUUGCCAUCUUCGAGAUCACCCACGAGACGACGAGCCUGGACCCUUCCCACGCAUGCUGACUCGCCGGUUUUUAUCGUGACAACACCGCUGACAUCCUCGACAUCGAGAAAUCGUCCGAACAGGAGACUACUGUUAACGUGAAACUAGCGAAAAGCACCGUCUACAUCAAAUCUUUCAAAUAGUACCUUCGAGAAUUGUAUGAACGACGAUUGAAAUUGGGCGAGAAAAAUCGAUCUGUAAAUGCAACGGCAGCGUCGAGGUCGGCGCAUCGAAGUGUCGAGUCGUGUUCGGCCGGAAGUCGCCUCUAAGUCGCCUCUAAAGUCUCUCCCCUGCCAGCAGCUAUUCGCAGGGGAGAGUCUUCUAUCCCGUUCUCCGUUUCCAUUCGAUCAAUCGGUCCGAGCAAAUUUGAACUGAAUUUUCAAAUGUUGAAAUUGAAAUAAAACUAGUGGCACACUUGCUUCUCGCACUUUCGAAUUUUACCGCACAAAAUUAUUUUCGAUAACACCUUCACGUUUUUUCUAUAUAUAUUUGUCGUAUAUAUUCUUGUCGGCACAUUUAAUACGAUACCGAGCGUUUUAAUCUUGCGAACAAUUUCACGGGCCACUAAAUGGAAUAGUAGUUAUAUUUUUUUCUCUCUCAUGUUUAUAGUUUUCUGUAAAACGCAUUAAUGUUGUGAUAUUAUGUCCGAUACGAUGCAUGAUUCAUGCAGUUUGCCAAUUUACCGAAAUACUUUGUAAUAUAGCUGUACAUUUGUUGUAAUUAUUUCCGUUUAAGUCAACAUUGCACAAUACAAUUUGCAUUCAUAGUCUAAAUUAGCAGAUAGUGUUAAAAAUAAUUCGAGGUGACCGCCGAGUCGACGGAGUCCUAAAUAUUUCGCACAAAUAUUGUAGAACAAUUUUACGCACACAAUUUAUUUAGAUGAUGGAAUUAAGAUGAGCGCAAACGCGCGAUUACUGAAUGAAUAACUACCGCAAAUGACACAGUAUACUUUCCUACAGUAUAUAGAGAUGUUUUCUGCCAUGGCAGCGAGGCAUUGACGAUUUCAGUCGACACGAGCCGACACGAGGUGAUCCGAAAAAAAAAAACGAGAUCUUUAGGUAGCUAGUUAAAAAGAAAAAAAAACGACCUAGAAAGAAAUAAAAGCAUCCACGUGACCGGUAGGGUUUCUAUGCCAAAUAUGUGUGUGUAUGCGCUUUUGCGCGCGCGUGUGUUGUGUAUGCGUAGGUUGCGAACCAAAAUUCUCAGUAAACUUAGAGGAGUAGCAGAAAGAACGGAAGAAGACAGGGACAAGAAUCGCUUGCACCACUGAAACAGUAUACCGAAUUCUAAUUGCGCAGGGUCUAAUCAAAUCGAUUUCUCGAUUGCGAUAACGCAUUUUUGAUCUUCAUUUAUCUCCUACAAUUCAGGGUCUCGACACUGAAAUCUCAUUUUGUACGCUCUAUUUGCGGACAUUACAGUUACAAUUUUAGAAAAUUUUGAACGUAUUUCCAAACACAAUUGGCACAAUUUCGAACUGUCUCAUGUAUAAUGUAUUGUUUUUAUAAUUUUUUUGAAAUAUCAAACAUACCGUAAACCGACGUACCCAUCUUGUAUCAAAUGACCCAAAAGUUUUGAGGGAUCUACAGAAAAAACGGCUACAAAGAUCCGUUUCAAUUUUAGAACUUCGAAACUGAAUUUGAGAUCCGCAGACUUAAUUUUCACAACAUUAAGUUACACGAGGAAUCCCGCACGGCAAUUUCAUCGCAUCCUUUCACCUGUCGUGUAUUAUAACAGAGCGGCAAAUACGGUCAUAUUGUCUCAUCAACGCUUCUUCCCUCUUUUCUCUGAAAAGAAUUCGAUAUUAAGUUUAUCACGCGAUAACCCUACCCCUCCCUCCUCCCCAGUGUGUACCACUUAUUUAUUUAGUUAAGCGACUGAAACAAACAUGACAAUUUUCUUUUUUUUACUACAACGUUUUACAAACGUUUAAGCAGAAUCCACCCUUGUAAUCGCUAAGCGCAGAAUCUCAAUGCCAAUGAAACGAGAACGUAGUAAUAGUACGUAAACAAAGAUAGACUUGUAGAAUGCGUCUCUUGGCGUGAACCGAUCUUGAAGGGCGCAUCGCGAACGCACGAGGCUCUGUCCACUGUGCUGUAAGAAGAGAGGAAAAGGUCCGCGCUACUCUCGGACCGCCGUUAAUCGGCAAUAAGCAAUAUAUCGUGCGAGCAACUCUUUAGCGUGGACAUUGCAUACUCAGCAGGUCGUUUCGGUUUCUCGAUGUCGAAGUGACGCGCGCGUUCGCUCGCGCGCGUGCCUGUAAUACGAACUCGUCUUCUCGUCACAAAGGAUGAUUAGGUCCAGCUGAAUGCCGACCUAGUUGUACGCGAAAUACAUCGAGUAAUCGAAAACGCCGAUACGGAUAGACAUUAAGUCGUAGCGCUUUUCUUUCGUUUCCCUUUUUUUUUUUUAAUUGUGACGUACGGGUCGACAUUUCGUUGUAUUUCGCUGAUCGAAAUGUGUAUGAGACAUAACAUUUGUAUUUACAUUUAAGGUUUUAUGGAAAUUCUUUGCCGAACGCACAUGACUCUUUUUAUAUAAAUAUACUUUUCGUUCUUGCUAUUUCGUAGAUGGUUGUUUUUUAUAAUGUAUCGCCCUCGGUCUCGGUUUCUAUUCAGAUCGGCGUUCUCGGUCACUGGAUCCCUUUCUUGUGACUACUGCUUCCUGAUCGAGUAGAUAUACCGGUGCGCUAUACAGAAAGUAAAAAAAAAAUGAUACUCUAUUCGAGGGUUAUCAGGAGAUUCUCAUGAUAAUGUUAAAUUAAUGAACAUAGAUUAAUUAAUGAACAUAGAUUAAAUUAAUGAACAUAGAAUAAUUAACUGAUUACGCAGUGAAUACGUAAAAAAAAAAAAAAAACCGGGGACGGAUUUUGUCAGGGAACGUGACGUGUGCGUGCUCGUCGUGACGUGAAUGACGUGAGUGUCAAAUUGAUGAGGAUCGCGAGAAUCGUCGGUUUCUCGGUAGAUGCACACACACACACAGACAUCCCUUUCCGCGUGAAAGAAUAGCACAAGGAACCGUACGCGCGGGUUCAGAUGAGAAGAGAAAAAAAGUCGAGCGUUUGGAAACUAGAGAUUUUCGCAGCCGCGGCACAGCCCCAACGCGGGGGUGAAAGCGAACACACGAGAGAAAGAGAGAUUCUGCGAGGUUUAUCUCCCUGUAUAUUGUACACUGUAAUUACAAUUUAUAUUUACUCGUAAUCGAUACCUUUAUCGAUAGGUUACUAUUAUUAUUAGUGGCUAGCGUAAUAAGUCAAGCUCAAAUUAGCGAGACGGGAGAGUCGCGCGAGACACUUUUUUCCCCACCCUCCUCCUCCCCUCCCCCUCGCGUUUAGUCGCGUCUCAUCUUCGCUACAAAUGCACAAUUUCCUUUCCUCGAUUCUCCCCUUUCUGUGUGCGCGUUACCGUUGCGAGCAGGCCUAUCGUACAAGAUGUUCAUAGAAUCUAGAGGCUAGAUCAGCUCUCUCUCUCCUCUCUUCCCCCUCCCUUUCCCCCGACCCUCCAUUCUCUCACGUCUUUCCAGUGUCCUUCAUUUCUCCUUCUGGACAUUAAAGGAAUGCCUCGUUAAUGGAUUUCGUUUCCAACUUUGCUAUUUAGCGAGAAAAAGGAAUUACGGGGAGUAUUAAUGGGAAAUUCUUUCGGCUGUCAAAAAAAAUGUUGUCCACAAAGAACGCGACAUAUCUAGAAUGAUAAUAUAAUUUACGAGGAAGUCCAAUGACUUCUGCCAAAUUUCCGCACGUUUACGUAUCAUGGUCCCGAAUCCCCCGCUCUCCUCCCCUUUACCGUCACAUUAGUCUUCGGUCUUCGUCGAGCGUACCUUCCUUUCCGGAUUGAAGGGCUCAUUUCCGCAACGUUGAUCCGUAUUUUAAAAAUGAAAGAGAUGGGAUUCGUGAAAUUCUUUUUAAAAUACGGAUCAGAAUGACGUACAGAGGGGAUAUCUCUUCUAUCCUGACGAAUUGUAACGACGGACGCAAACGAGGAUCUCGUGCCGGAAUUCUCAACUCCGCCGAUGAUUGAUUUUUACCCCUCGUCGAUGAUGAGAUCCAGAACUAGUGGAAUCGCGCAGUGUAACAUAACUCAAUGAUACGCACCGUACAUUAUACGUAUAAUGAUUAAUUAACGAUAAAUACCGUAAAGGGAUUUUUAAAUGAAUCUAGAUGAAUACAUGACUACAUAAUGACACAUCUUACAAGCAACAUAUCCUAGGUAUUUGAGCAGGGCGCUGCCGGAGGAUCUCUCCCCCCUUUCCCUCCGUCCUUGUCGUACGAUCGCAGAAUCGACGCGAGGAGGAGCGUAUAAAUUUGACCGACGCCCCGAAAGCGAAAAAUGUCUCGAGCCGACGCGGCAGCGCCGUGCCAGUCUUUUCGAAUUAUUGCAAGAAAAAAUUAAUGAAGGAUGUUCCAUGACAUUAGGACGUUAUUAUUAAUGAUAUUUCUAGCAACGCGUGCGUGUAAAGUUUAAUGUAUCUAUAAUAUGAGACAUGAUGCCUGCGUUCAUGUGCUGUUAGUGUGUGCGUGCGUGCGUGCGUGACGGAUGAGCGAGAAAUUCGUACCCCCUUCUUCACAAAUUGGUGAAAAAUCAAGAGCACGAAUUAAUUAAUCGUUAUAAGGUAGCACAAAGAUAACAAAAUGACAAAUGAAGAAGAAAUUGCCCAGUGACGUUCGGAUCGCUGAGAAAAACAGAUAAAAUUGCCACCUGUUUUUUUCGCUUCUCUUGCAAAUGUAUAAAAAAAAAAAAGAAAAGAAAAGAAAUCCACAAAGAGAAACGUCGUUGACAUCUCUCUGUGUCUCCUUGCGGAUUUCCUCUUCAAACGCAUAAGCGAUUUGUGCGGGUCGAGAGUUCAAUGCAAUAGCGAGCUCGCAAGAGAAAUUCAUGCAAAUCGGUGAAAGAGUAAAAAGAAAAAAAAAGAGGUAUAAGAGAUAGCAAGAAUAUAUGGUCAACCUCGAUGAACUUUAUUUGCGAAAUAUUGAUAGGAAUAUAAGGUGUGACUCGUGACACCUUUAUCAUUGUCUGAUUUGAUGAUAUUUUGUAAGUCUGGACCAGUUGUUAGGUUCUUAUUAAUCUCAUAGCGACUUCUUAUGGCGUAUUUUCUCUGUAUAUUGUCAAUGUUUAUUAUUAAAUAUUUUUCAAAUAAA
Wasmannia auropunctata (little fire ant) is the source of this 6583-nucleotide messenger RNA. RefSeq names its product RNA binding protein fox-1 homolog 2 (gene Rbfox1). Gene Ontology annotation, molecular function: mRNA binding. The coding region runs from base 1 to 1320 and encodes 439 amino acids. Lineage: Eukaryota; Metazoa; Arthropoda; Insecta; Hymenoptera; Formicidae. Gene Ontology annotation, biological process: nervous system development; regulation of alternative mRNA splicing, via spliceosome. The transcript is spliced from 12 exons. The record is from RefSeq and is a predicted model, not a curated record. Gene Ontology annotation, cellular component: cytoplasm; nucleus.